This is a messenger RNA of Stegodyphus dumicola, 3559 nucleotides long. RefSeq names its product neuferricin-like. The record is from RefSeq and is a predicted model, not a curated record. Gene Ontology annotation, cellular component: endomembrane system; membrane. Lineage: Eukaryota; Metazoa; Arthropoda; Arachnida; Araneae; Eresidae.
UCACCCAUAGGGCUAUACUGUUACGCACCGUUCUGUGACCUCGGAUGAAAAGGUAUUUUCUAACUUGAAGCGGGAAAUAGGGAUCUUUAAACGUUACGUAGGGAUUAUUUUACAGACCAAUAUGACGACCUAAAUUUAACUUGUAAGUUGUUAGCAUAGGCACUCUUGAAACGGGAAGCAGACGGUGUUUGUUGAUGCUGUAUGUCAGAAAGGAAUUCCGGCGAUGGGGUCAAGUGCUAUAACAACAAUAGCUAUCGGACUUUGCCUAUUAGUAUCUGCCGUGUAUUUUUCACCUGAUUCAUCUCGAUCAUUUAGCAGUGUUCUUAGCAAUAUCGGAAUACCUGAACGUUAUUUAAUAAAUGCAUGGUCUUGGAUAGGUUUAACCGAAAAAAGUGGUCAACCUAAGGAGAGCAAAAGUUCAGACGGUGAUGAUAAUGCUAAACUCUUCACAGUCGAGGAACUGAAAACAUAUGAUGGAGGACCGGAUAGUGAUGGCUUAUAUCUUGCUAUAUUAGGUGAAGUAUUUGACGUGGAAAAAGGAGCUCAACAUUAUAGACCAGGGGGAGGAUACGCAUUUUUUACUGGUCGUGAUGCUAGUCGUGCUUACAUCACUGGAGAUUUUACUGAAAAUGGCUUGACUGAUGAUGUUAGUGGUCUAGAUGGUGCUUCGCUUGUUGGAAUAGAAGAUUGGCUAUCAUUUUAUAGAGAAGAAUAUAAACCUGUUGGUAAAUUGAUAGGGAGGUAUUAUGAUCAAAAUGGAAAUCCAACAAAGGAAUUGCUGAUAGUGAGAGAAAAGGUAGCUAAGCAUCAGAAAAAUAAGUGGUUAGAAGAUAAAGACAAAGAAAUGUUUCCUCCCUGCAAUUCAGAAUGGAGUAAAGAAAAAGGGAGCAGAGUGUGGUGCACUAAAAAAAGUGGAGGUGUUGAACGAAAUUGGGUUGGAGUUCCCAGAGAACUUCAUAUAAAAGGCAAGGAUCCUCGAUGUAUUUGUGUAAAGAACUAUGGCCCACCUUCUUCUUCAUCUGAUUCAAAAACCCAUGCUGAUCGUGGGGAUCUAGAUCAUCCAGAUUUAAAAGAAUAUCCAGGUUGUCCUUCAGCAUCAGAAUCAUGUUCUGUAAGCCAUCCAUAAAUAUUUUCUUGCAUUUUGUAAUGGAGUUAGAAUUAAAAUCCAAAAGUUGUCUGUGAUCAGUUCUUUGAGGUAAUAUUUAUUUCAUGAUAAAUGUUGUUUUGAUAAAAGUAGUGCAUGUUGAUGAUUUCUAUUUUAAAUCAUGACUUCUAUUUGUUAAAUAUCCCGAGUAAAAUGUGAAUGAGAAAGAAACUACAAAAUAUGAAAAUACAUUAUUUUCUACUUACUAUAGUGCAUUAAUAAAAUUAUUAAAAAGUUAUAUAGUUUUUAUUUCAGUUUCUGUAAAGAUAUUUUUAGUAUUAAAUAUUGUAAUCUUGAAAUUAUGGCUAAAAAGAAAAUUCUUUUCUAAUUCAUUUUAAUAAAUUUAAAAGUUAAGUUUGAAUUUUCUCUGGAUUUUUUGUGCAGUGUAUAACUUACUUGCAUUGCAGAUGGGAUUUGUAAUAAGAAAUUAUAAUAUUAGUGUAAACUUAUAUAGAAUUAUAUAGUGGCAGCUAAGUUUGUUUUCACAAUCCUGAAGUUUUAGAAAUUAGAUAAAUAUGAGAAAAAUCUGUUCUGCUUUCUGUUAUGCUUUAUAAAUCAGUUUUGUAUUCUUUGCUACAUACUUUUCAUUCUUUUGCUACAUACUUUUCAUUAACAUAGAAAUUUGCUGAGAUUGCUGAAUUAUCUGUUAUAACAGCACUUGUUUAAUAUUUUCAUAUGAAAAAUUAUAUUUUCGUGAAUGCAAUGUAAAUAAGAAAAUGUUUUUUCCUGUUCUGAAUAUAGAUUAGUAAAUUUUGAGAUACAUUUUUCCAUUUUAAUACUUUUGUGAAGGGAGUAUUUUAUAGAAAAUUUUAAAGCCAUUUUAUUCUAGAUCAGUAUGUUGUGCACUUGUUUAAAGAUUUUGUUAAUAUAUUUUGAAUUUUAGAUGUAUUAUAAUGUUGUGAUAUAUAUAUGGAUAGAUUUAGAUAUUCAUGCCAAUUGAUGUAUGUAGUUAUGCUGAAAACAGAGUUUUUGUGCAGAAUUAUUUAUUUUCUUGCUACACCACAAUUAAUCUAUAUGAUAGAAAUUCACUUUUUACCUGUUGAUUAUUUUUAAUUAUAUUCUUACUUGAAAUGUCAAAUACAAGACUAAAUUCUGCAGUAAUGCUUUUAAAUUAGAGUUUCAGUUAUUUUCUUAAAAAUGAUAGUAAUUUUGAUAAAUAUUAUAUUUACUAUAGAAAGAGAAAUGAGAAUGAUUUAAUUUGGUUUAUAAAUGAAAAGUCUCAUCUACUCACACUAUGUCAAAAAGUUGUGUAAUUUUUCUGUAAAUUUGAAUAAUGGCUAUAAGUGAUUUUGUUUCUUUAAUUCUGCAUCUCUUUUAAAUUGAUUUGAUAUUUUAUUUUAAAAUCUAUUGUGAUAUAUUUAAAGAACUACUAUGUCUAUAAUUGUUAAGCUGAAACUUGACACAGGUACAAAGUAUUAUUAAAUAUGAAUGUCUCAAGUUGAGUAUAGAAAUCUUUUUCAGCUUAAUUCAGGCUGUUGUAUGCAAUUAAUUCUAUUGUUUAAUUUGGUUUAUAAAUGAGCAUCUCAGUUACCUAAACUAUUCCAAAAAUUUAUAGGCAUUUUUUAGUAUAAUUUAAUAAUGGCUAUAUAUGAAAUAUUAGCAAAGCAAGGACCUUGUGUAAGGAGUAGAUUUAGUCAGGAACUCAAUCAUUCUCAAGGGCAAACAGGUACAGGUCCUCUUCAUCAGGAGCAAAGAAAAUUUUUGCUCCUGAUGAAGAGGGACCUAAAAUGACUGUAAAUGUUUUUCAAGUUAUCCUUACAUACAAAAACAAUGUGCACUUGUUUAUUAGCCUGGUGAAAAAUAAUUUUAAGAGCUGAAAUGGAAUAAAUUGAUAAAUAAUGCACCAUGCUUAAACAUAAUAAAAAAUAAGAGUGCCAUAUUUGGUCAGCAGCUGCUUUCAGGGUCUGAGAAACUGUACUUGGUUGAUUUUAGAAUGUUGAAAUCCAACUAUUUGUAACUCCAUAAUGCAGAUUUUCAAGACUAUGAAUGUAUUAGAGAUCCUUCAUAUGAAUAAUUUGGUACUUGAAGAAGAAAGCAUUUGUUAGUGGCAGAAUACUGAAUAUCUAUUGCUACAUAAGAACAUAAGUAACUAACAUUUUACAUUUAGUAAACUAACUUUUGUCUACUUUGACAAUCAAAUUAGGACCACCUCUUUUUUUUUAACACCUCAGAGACGUGUUAGGCAAACAAUAAAAUCUUGACCAUUGCAAAUAAAGUUCAGAAAUAUUUGAGCACAUUUUUUUCAGAAUAAUAAAUAAUAUGUAGUAUCCUUUUAUGUACUUUCAGUAUGAUAAAAUAUCUUGAUCCUCAGUGUAUGAAAGUAAGUUAUUUAGUAAGCUAUUUUAUCUGAACUCCUUAAUUUGGAAAUUACAAUCUUACACUGUAAGUGUGAUAAAUAAAAUGUAUUUCUAGUAA